Sinocyclocheilus anshuiensis is the source of this 1392-nucleotide messenger RNA. Its product is annotated as proline-rich AKT1 substrate 1-like. The record is from RefSeq and is a predicted model, not a curated record. Lineage: Eukaryota; Metazoa; Chordata; Actinopteri; Cypriniformes; Cyprinidae. Gene Ontology annotation, cellular component: cytoplasm. The coding region runs from base 1 to 423 and encodes 140 amino acids. Gene Ontology annotation, biological process: negative regulation of TOR signaling; neurotrophin TRK receptor signaling pathway; negative regulation of protein kinase activity. The transcript has 4 exons.
AUGACUGAGGCUGUCAUUCUGGAGGCUGCCAGAGUCUUUUCAAUGGAUGAGGAUUCUCUGUCCCGGGACUGUGAGCCCUUCUUUGAGUCUGAUGGGGAGGAGGAGAGCACUGAUGGCUCUCUGAGUGAGGAAGCUCCUCCACCUCCACGUGGCCUGGCAGUAGGUCACCUUUCGUCUCGCUCUUCUAAGCCCAUGGCAAUGGCUCGUUCACUGCCUGUCUCUGUACCAGUGUGGGGCUACAGGAACAACCAUGCCCCUCAGGGCGACUCUCAUAGUGGAGAACGGGUGGGCUGUACGGACCUGGACCACAUAGCUGCCAGUAUGAAAGCCCUGCUGGUCCCCGGAGCCACAGAUGGAACGGAGAUGUUUGGAGCACUGCCACGACCUCGCCUUAACACGGGUGACUUCUCUCUCAAGCACUGAGAGAAGACGAAUGUGUGCGUAUGUACUGUAUGUUUGAGCGUGAAUGAGAAGGGGUGGGGGACCGCGAGCAUGUUUGUGUGCGAAAGUGAUUUGAACAGAACUGGAGAGUUUGAUGGAUGUUUUUAACAAAGAUGUUGCCAAAUCGUAAACUUCUUCCACAUAUCAUUAAUACUUCUAUGGCACUGAAAGUGGUGAAACCUUUACCAACCCUUCACAUCUGCGGCAGAAGGAGGAGAGGUUUGAUUAGCAUGUCUUAAUUGGAGAAUUUCUUUUGGCGGAUGGUUGUGGCAGACUUUAGUUACAUAGUGCAUUUCAUUGAGAAACACUAACAGAGCAAAAGUACAUAAUUACAUUACUAAUCAUACCCAGCAACUGUCCUCUGCAGUGUGGCAUUUACUGAUAGUAUAUGAGCCUAUUUACACGCUGAGAUACUCGCACAUCCAUCACCAGGGGAGCAUUGUACAUUAGCAAACACUAUAUGUACUUGGAUAUAUAGACUGCUGCAUUCAGAUGUGAAUCCAGUAGUGUAUAUUCCAUGGCAAGAUUGCCAAAGCUGACUAGAUGUUAAUCUGAAUGCUUGCAAAUUAUGUCACUUUCUGCCGGUGUGCACUCAUUUUUAUUUCAGAUACUGUCCUGAAGACUUUCUAAAUCAAUGCUUUGUAAAGCAAAAGACAAUGAGCGGACAAAAAAAUUCGGUAACGAAUGUUUGGGAUUUUUCACCCAUAAAUUACAUGUUUCUGCAUUAUAACUGAUUAAUGUGCUGAUAACUGAUACGAAUGCAGAAAUGCAAAUUGUAUAAUUGUUGAUUAGUAUGAUAACUUCUCAAAUCUUGAUAGACUGAAUGAUAUUUCAAAUAUGAGGGUUUACAACACUACAGAUGUCAACCAGCUAUGCGUUCAUCUUAAACAUUUCACAACUGUUCAAUGUUUAAGUAAAUACGUUUGAAUAAACAAAUUGUUUGUUGUUGAA